This is a messenger RNA of Bactrocera tryoni, 3135 nucleotides long. It is a transcript of the gene Tango6, whose product is annotated as transport and Golgi organization protein 6. The transcript is spliced from 5 exons. NCBI's taxonomy places the organism in Eukaryota, Metazoa, Arthropoda, Insecta, Diptera, Tephritidae. The coding region runs from base 76 to 3111 and encodes 1011 amino acids. The record is from RefSeq and is a predicted model, not a curated record. Gene Ontology annotation, biological process: protein secretion.
CUAAGCCCAAUAGUAAACAAAAUACUCGUGUUAGAAGUGACUUGUGUUUUAUUUGCGGUGAAAGUAAAUAACAACAUGGAAAGUGUUAAUGUUGCAAAAUAUUUGCUAGUUUUAGAAAGUUUGAAAUUUACUGAAGAUGAAGGCUGUGAUGAUAAAUCGAAAAAGAUCCAAGUCUCCAAAGAUGAGCAACGUGUGGAACAAAACAUAACAAUAUUGCAAAAGUUUAUGCCGGAAAAUACAACUGCUUUAAUUGAGAAAACUGUGAGUACAUUUAACACUUCAUGGUUGGAAUCUGAACUGCAUUUACAUUCUAUCAGUAUUGCCGAAGAUGAUAAAGAGCUAAUAUAUGCUGUUUAUAUGCAGCGUAUAUUGUUGGAAAUUGUAAAUAAUGUUAAUUUUAAUAGUGAGGCUAAAGAAGAUCUUAUAUCGACUCGUCAUAUCAGCCUCUGCAUUGAAGCAGUGCAAGAUUUGGCCAAAUAUGCGCUACAUAGACAGUUGCAUGUCACGUUCUACGAAAUAAGCGUCUUUACAAAUGAACGCGUGGCACACGAUGCUCAUUGUAAUUACCCAUUAUUGUUAUUGUCUAUAGAAAUAUUUGAGCAUUUAUUAAAAAUUAGGCAACUUCAUAUGGCCAACGCGAUGGAGAUAGUUUUGCGUGAUUAUAUUGCGGCUAUAUUCAGUAUCCGUUUAGCAAGUGCGACGCAGGAAUUCUCUCUACAGGAUGAAACUUUAAAGGCAUUACAAAAUAAAUUAAAUUAUAUCUGGCUGUAUGUAAGUAAGGUAGAAUUUUUAAGAAACAUUAUGCUACUGAAGGGCUUACGACGUGCACCAGCUGACUUGCAGAAACAAUUACAUCACGAACUAUUACAGAAAUUACUUUCUAAAGAUGGAUUUACAACAUUAGUUGCUACCCUGCAUACAGCGCAGUCUACAAACGCAAGUGGCACCAGCACGAAUAGAGCGAUGCUAAGCGAUAAGCAAGUUUUCGAGAUUAUCGCCAACAUUGUCGCUUUUCGUGGGCACACGCAACCCGCACAAAACACUUUGAUAAGACAAAUAUUCCAAUUUCUUAAUACUUGUUUACUAAACGAAAGUGCGAUGAUAGACUGUAUGGGCGCCGGACUGUUAUCACUGCGCCGACUUUAUGAUUUAAAUGAGCUAAACAAGUUGCAGAUAAGAGAUAUCAUUGCAAACAAUUUUUCUAAAUUAAGUCAACCAGCGGACGUGCUAAGCGGUCUAAUAGUGUUGGAACAUAAAGAGCUAUCCCUGCUUAUUGCCUUAACAUAUCAGCUCUUCUGCAGUUCAGCAGUAGAAUGUUUACCUACUGAACUAUUGAUUCCUUAUCUACCACUAUUGCUGCAAAUGUACCAUCACAUGCCCGAUGGAUUUUUACAAAAGAAGCAAUUAGCAAGUAUUGUAACGCGCUGCCUACACAAUUGUACGCUGGAUGAACUGCAACGAAUUGUUGUAAAGUUGUAUAAGCAAAGGUUCGAUGAUAAUUGGCAGCAGCUGCAUCCGCGCGUUAUCAUCUAUCCCAAUGUCGAACAAACGCAACUUACAGUAAAAAUUGCCGGCGUCGAAACGAAACAAGAUUUCAGUGCCUCUUUGGCAGUGCCAGAGCUUUUAAUGACCAGCAAUCACAACAUACUCACCUACAGAGUAUUUAUGAUUCUUUUGCAUGAAAUGUCUAAUAUUUUGGAUGACGUUGCGAUUAGUCAGCACGAAGCACAAAUUGAGUUGUUGCAAACCGAAGAUGAAUUAAUUACUUUCUUAAAUUCCAAAUACCCGGUUAAAGUGGAGAUUUUACUCUCUCUAAAUACGUUGAUCUCACAUCAGCCACUUAAAUCGCAAAUCUUUGAAAAUAUCACCGAUUUUCUACGCUUUUUACGCACUGUCCUGCAAAAACGUUUGAGCACACAUAUGUCCAGUGGUAAUGGUCAACAAACCGAAUCUAUGGAUCAAACUUUACUCAUUCUUUUGACAUUAACACAAGAGUUACUCGAACAAAGCCAAAUUCCGGAAGCAUAUCGCGAUUUAAUACCUGCGCUACAAAAACUACAAAUCCAAACGCCUAAUCAGCUAAUUAAAUCACGCGUUAAAUGCCUACUCCCACUAUUGAAUGGUGAAUUUAAGGCAAGUGCUGCACAGCAAUCGAGUGCCUUUAACACAGCGCGUGCACUUGUCGAAUCUACGGAGUCACACUUGCAGGUCUACGGCAUACAAAUGUUGCUCGAGUUGUUGCGGCAACGCGAUAGUGUAACGCUCGCCAAUACACACUUGCUAAUUGCUUUGGCGCUGAGCACGCUUAAAAAUCGAGAAUCAUACACGUUUCUAAAUUGUGUACGCUUGUUUGUGGGUUUAGUGCAUGUUAUGGAAAUCGAAGUGUUGGAAACCUUAGCCGAUGAAUAUCUCAACGAACAGGCGACAAUCGAUUAUCGUUUGGUAGUGGGAGAAGCUAUGCUAAAGGUUGCACAGGAGUUGGGUCCACUUUGUUAUAAAUACAAAGAUACAUUGUUGAAUUGUUUUAUGCAUGGCGCGCGCAGUCCCCUGAAUGAGUUCCGGAUGUCUUCAUUUUCUAAUCUUGCCCAGCUGGCACGUACACUUUGCUACCAAGUGCAACACUUUUUUCAAGAGCUGCUCAACCUCAUCGAUUGUGAGCUCAGCACAGGCAAAUAUCUGCCUGCCAAACGUGCUGCUACUUUGGUGCUAAGCGAACUUUUGGAGGGCAUCGACAAUUUGUUGGGCUUCGAGGAGAUGCUGCUGCCAAUUUAUCGCGUGCUCAAAGUAAUCGAAGCCGAUGAAACCAUAGAUGUGAAAAUGCGUCAACACGCGGCAAACGGUUUGAGAACAUUGGCCGCAAAGUGUAAGAAGUUUUUGUUCCCAGCAGCUCAAAUGCAAAAGGAGAUACGCAUAUUUGGCAUAAAUGAGCCCGAAACAAAAAGUGCAAACGAAAAUAUAUUCUUCAUGGCAAACAUAAACCUUUUAAAUGCGCUGCAAUUUACUAGUUACUAUUAUACACAAAUCAUGUAUAUGGACAGACAUUUAAGGCACCGUUACGAUAAGUGCAAAAAAUGCUUAAAAAUAUUUCACCAUGCUGACAAGUACAAAUAAGGAACACAUUCAACUAGAAAUUUU